This is a messenger RNA of Adineta steineri, 1794 nucleotides long. The record is from the annotation of a GenBank genome assembly. NCBI's taxonomy places the organism in Eukaryota, Metazoa, Rotifera, Eurotatoria, Adinetida, Adinetidae.
AUGACUUCUUUUACACUUAUAUUAAAUUUAACAAUCAAUGAAAAUGAUGAUAGUCACAGUGACAUUAGUCAAAUCAGUGUGCACAGUGCAACUGAUAUUGAUCAGACCAGUAAGCAUAGUGCUACUGAUAUUAGUAAAAUCAGAGUGCACAGUGCAACUGAUAUUGAUCAGACCAAUAAGCACAGUGCUACCGAAGACAGUUCACUCAUUCUUCGUAGUGAAAUUAAAGUUUCGACAGAACAAAAAGGAAACAAUAAACGAAAGGAACAACCCGGCACAUCUACAAGUGCUAGAGCAAAGAGACAGUGCUUACAACUGCCUCUCACAAUUUUUUCUAGAGUCUUCCCUAAGACCGAAAGUUUUCAGCGGCCUGAAUUUCUUACAUGGUUGAAAAGUAAUCAACAUUUAAGUACGAUUACAGGUGGCAUAUCACAUAUCUGUGAGCUGUUAGAUCAGGUGCGCAUAGAAAAUUCUGGAUUGGAUGAGAUAUUUUUUGCACUCGCAGAGAAUAAUGAAAAAGUUAAUCCACAUUUUUUUGAUAUCAAGGAGUUAGUGCGUAGAGAUGAUUCUAUUAUUCUUCCUCCUGAAUGGGGUAAAUGGAAUCAACCAACUGCUUCAGCAGCAACAUACGUUUGGAGUUUUGACAUUCCAAUAAAAGAUCUAGAACGUUAUUCCGAAGAAAUUGAAGAGGAUAUCCAUGAUCAUCCACAUAAAAAUCCACAUACCAAGGAUUAUCGUUCUUUUAUCAUAGCACAAUUUCGUCACUACCUAGCAAACGAACUGCCAUUUCGAAAGAAUGUUGAGAUUUUUCGUUGGUUAUAUGUAGGACAAACAGAAAAGAGACCACCAACAAACCGCUGGAAAAGUUAUUAUGGAAAAGAACAAAAGAAGCAACGUACUUUGAGUUAUCCAAUGAACACUUUGGCUGGAUUUCCACCGGGUGUUGUUAAUAUUGUACCCGGUGAUGGACCUAAUUGUGGCAAUGCAAUUGUUCUUCAUGAACAUAUUAAUAAAAUAUCAUUUACAGGUUCUGUUGAAGUUGGCAAAAAAGUUCAAGAAGGUGCAGCUAAAUCAAAUUUAAAACGUGUAACACUUGAACUUGGUGGAAAAUCUCCAUUGAUUAUCUGUGAAGAUGCAGAUGUUAAUUUUGCUGUCUAUGUUGCUCAUGAAGCAAUCUUUCAUAAUGCAGCACAAAAUUGUAUUGCUGCAUCACGUACAUUUGUACAUUCGAAAAUUUAUGAUGAAUUUAUAGCAAAAAGUGUUGCACUCGCCAAGAAACGAAUUGUUGGUGAUCCGUUUGAUCCAACUACUCAACAAGGUCCACAAAUUAAUAAGAGUCAAUUCAAAAGAAUUCUAAAUUAUAUUGAAUCAGGUAAAAAAGCUGGUGCUAAAUUGGAAUGUGGUGGUGAAAAAGCUAAUGAUAAAGGUUAUUUUAUCAAACCAACAGUGUUUAGUAGUGUCAAAGAUGACAUGGAAAUUGCUCGUGAAGAGAUAUUUGGACCGGUGAUGUCUGUAUUCAAAUUUGAUUCGUAUGAUGAAGUGAUUGAACGUGCUAAUGCAACUAAUUUUGGUUUAGUUGCUGGUGUUCUGACGAAAGAUUUAACACGAGCUCUAAAAUUUGUUCAAGAACUACAAGCAGGCUCCGUUUGGGUUAAUACCUAUGCUGCAAUGAAGGCUCAAGCUCCAUUUGGAGGUUUCAAACAAUCUGGUCAAGGUCGAGAAUUUGGAAAAUAUGGUCUUGAACCUUAUUAUGAAGUAAAAACAGUUGCCAUCAAACUUCUAUCAAAAAUGUAA